AUGGAUACUAAUGAACCUUCUCAAGGGGUUUGUAAUGCUCAAACUUCCACUGAUGAUGCAUCACCAUCAAGUCAUGCGGUCGCCGGUUCAGGUACAUCAACGACAACAGGUCCUGAAGAAACAGAAGAUUCAUUCCCACCGCUAAUGACACCUGCAGAAGUUACUCGAUUAAUCAUGUUUCUAUUUGAUGCUUCAGAAAAUGAUGAUUUAAACUCCUCGCAGUUAGGUGAACCAACUUCUGGAAUUAUGACAGAUGAAUAUUCUACUGAUCAUGACAGUACUUUGAGUUCAGCUUUUCGUGGUCGUAAUCCUCUCUUUAGCACACCUAGAGCAUCCAGUUCUGGCUCAGAUGCUUUAAAGUCGAUUAAACAAUCAGCAAAUCAAACUAGUCCAACAGUAUCUACAUCAAGUAACCCACUAGAACGUGAAUCUCGUAAAGCUGGUCUAUCCUUAAGCGAAUUACAAAGAGCAGUAGAUUUGGGAAAGAAAAACGGCGAAUGGUCUUGUCUUAUAUUUUUGUUGAAUUCUGUUUUCAGUUCAUAUGAAGCAUUGUCAAGAAGUUUCUUAGACAUGCCUGAUUCUGCUGAUACAACAAAGUAUGCUAAUUAUGCAAAGACAACUGAUGCGUGUAAUAAUGCUUCAUUAUGUAUUACGAGUGCUAAAAAGCUGAAACAUGACAAUGAAGGCGGUAUUAUUCAACAGUGUAAUGUGGAUGAUGAUGAUGAUACUGCUACUACUACUAAUGAUGGUUUAACUGCUCACAUUACAAAAUCCACAGGUGAUACAAACGUGGAGCAUGCUGUAAAUCGUUGUACAAGCGAUCCAAUCCCUAUGGAACAAGAUACUGAUCAACUAACGGAUAUGUCAAAUUCUCUUAGACCUAUUACAAGCAAAUCAACAAAUACUAGAUAUUGGCCAUCUGUUAAUCUGCAUGAUUUACGUCAAGCAUGGUCACUAAUUGUCUCUUUACGUGAACGUCAAAGUAUUGUUGAUACACUGAUGAGAGCUGUACGCCGACUGGUGGUAAUCAAUUUGCAUCAACUGUUGUUUAUUCAACCGCCUGAUGGUUUAGAUGAUGCUCAUCCUACGUCUGAUGAAAUAGCUAUUGAACAACAAAAAUUAGUCAAUCUAUUCAUUAUUCUAUAUGAAUGUCCAUUUGCAACAGAUCCAUUGCACUUUGAGCUUUUAUUACUGAAUAUCAAUCGUGCUGUUACAUGGCUCCCAACUACUAUACAAGUUAUGCUGUGCAAAGCAUGGGCCAACUCAGUGCAUCUUCCAUUGGCCAAUUGUACAGAACCACCGAAUCCAGAACAAACAAAUCUUUGGUGUUUGCAAAAAAUUCUACUGCAUCAUAUCACUCUACGUUGUUUAACCACAGAUCAUGUCCUGCCGAAUGAAGAUAAACAAAUAUGCGAAGCUGCACUUGUCUUACGGAUUGUCUAUUAUGCUAGCCUCCUGGCGGGUCAAAUGGAUUCACCAGAAUUAUUAGCGAAAGAAGCCGAGGAGAAUAAGAAUUUUGAAGUGCAAAUGCGUGCGCAUGUAGGACCUACUUAUGAAAGACGUUCUUCACGAACAAAUUUACCUGAAGAUCCAUUUGCCAAGGCAUUGAAUAUAUCGCCUAAUGAUUGUCGGAAACCAUUUAUCCCUUCUAAAGAUUUUGUAAAUGAAACGCUUAACGAUGGACUACAGCCUAAAAAAGACUACAUAUACUAUCGUUCAAAAGGUAUAUCGAAUGAAUUAAGUUUUAUGAAAUUACCAUUUCUUCUACAAACCAGUUCUAAAUCUGUUCUCUUAUAUUAUGAUAAUCGUAUGCGCAUGUUGGAUGAACGUCGUGGUGUACUGAUGCAUACACUUUUUAUGGAUACACCUGAAAUGCCAUUUUUUAAACUACGUGUUAGUCGUGAUAGAAUUGUUGAAGAUGCUUUACUAAUAUUGGAAAUUACAUGUAUGGAAAAUCCUGGCGAUUUUAAAAAACAGUUACUCAUUGAAUUCGAAGGUGAACAGGGGAUUGAUGAAGGUGGACUUAGUAAAGAGUUUUUCCAACUUAUUAUUGAACGAAUCUUUAAUCCAGACUAUGGUAUGUUUGUAUUGGAUGAUGAAACUCAAAACUAUUGGUUUAAUCCAGCUCCUAUUGAUGAUAUGGAACGUGAAUACUGUCUAAUUGGUACUUUACUCGGUUUGGCAAUCUAUAAUGAUGUUAUAUUGGAUAUUAAUUUCCCAUCGGUUUUAUACCGAAAGUUAUUCGGGAAAUUGGGUACAUUUGAGGAUCUAUUUGAUGCUAGACCUAGUUUAGCCAAUGGAUUGAAAGCUCUAUUAGAGCAUGAAGGUGAUGAUAUUGAAGAGGUGUUCGGGUGUUCAUUUGCCGUCAAUUAUCUCGAUUCAUUUGGCAGUGUGAUUACGCAUGAAUUAAAGCCAAAUGGUGCUAAGAUUCCAGUUACAAAAGAAAAUCGUAAAGAGUAUAUCGAUUUGUAUACAAAUUUCUUAUUAAAUGAAUCUGUACGAAAACAGUUUAAUGCAUUCCGUAGAGGAUUUCAAAUGGUUGUUGAUGAAAGUCCAUUGACAUUUCUAUUUCGUCCAGAUGAAUUAGAACUACUUAUUCGUGGUAGUCCAGUAUAUGAUUUUAAAGAAUUGGAACGCGUGACAACGUAUGAAGAGUAUACAGCGGAUUCACCUGUGAUUAAAAAUUUUUGGUCUGUAGUUCAUUCAAUGACUGAAGGUCAACAGAAGCAAUUAUUACAAUUCUCCACUGGUUCUGAUCGUGUCCCAGUUGGGGGAAUGUCUAAAAUGAAAUUCACUAUUGCACGUCAAGGUGCUGAUACAAAUAGGUUACCCUCUGCUCAUACCUGUUUCAAUAUCCUUUUACUACCAGAAUAUCAAAGUUUAGAAAAGUUGAAACAAUCUCUGCUACUGGCUAUUACGCAUUGCAAAGGAUUUGGAAUGUCAUAA
Messenger RNA from Trichobilharzia szidati, 2946 nucleotides. Lineage: Eukaryota; Metazoa; Platyhelminthes; Trematoda; Strigeidida; Schistosomatidae. The record is from the annotation of a GenBank genome assembly.